Messenger RNA from Cydia strobilella, 2427 nucleotides. RefSeq lists its product as uncharacterized. The transcript is spliced from 2 exons. Gene Ontology annotation, cellular component: cytoplasm. Lineage: Eukaryota; Metazoa; Arthropoda; Insecta; Lepidoptera; Tortricidae. Gene Ontology annotation, molecular function: glycosyltransferase activity. Bases 129 to 1643 code for a protein of 504 amino acids. The record is from RefSeq and is a predicted model, not a curated record.
UGUCAGUUUCAGCAGCUGCAAUAAAAUCUGCAAUGCUCAAUUUGCUCGUCUAGCUGAGAAAUAAAACUUUACUUACUGUCUUGUGCUUUUUCUUUAAGAUUUAUACAAUUAUUCAUGUCGCCAAAUAAAUGAAGACUCCGCGACAGUCGUCAGGCUCCAUCAUGAGGAAAUAUUACCAGCUUAUACUCAUCAUAGUGUGCUUCGUCAGCAUCGUGACGCUUCUUAUUUACCGGCACGAAUAUUACCGACUGCGAUAUGUCCUCGAGGUGCUCAACUUUUUCGGGAAGCCCGGUUUGUCCGAGAUCGAGUUUUGCGGACCUGGCUUCAAUGCUACGAUGCUCACAGAGAUAAUGCGGAACUCUUCCAUGGAGGUGAGGGAAACUCCACCGCUCUUCCAACAGAUUGAUGACAAUUUCUACGCUUACUCGUCAUUUUUGCGCUCGUAUCGCAAGUACGAGAAGCUCACGCCUCACGCACACAACAUAGACACUAUCGUCAUCGGGAGAGCGAACGCGCGCCCCAAUUUCCGCUGUAACAUCUGGCUAGAGAACAGUUCCAAACAUAAAGUAGGCACAUUCAGUUUCAAAACAAUCUCCCAGCCUAUCAAUGGCUUCAGAUUAUUCGUAUUUCAGUGCUCAUUAAGCCAAAACUUAGGUAAAUUAAAAGGCAUAAGCUUCUAUAGCAAUGACUAUAAAGUAAGUCCAAUUCAUGCCCCAAUAAAUAGACUGAUUGAUGUAACUACAAAACGGAAAUCAAGACCCAUGAGGUAUACAAACAAUAUUAAAUUUAUCAACAAUGUUGUGCCGGCGAUGUGCAUCAUCCCAAAUCAAGUGCCAAUAGUCUCCAGAGAUUCCCUCAUAGAGUCCUUAGUCUUUCACCACAUGAUGGGAGUCAACUCAUUCACCAUUUAUGACAGUCUGAUCUCUGAAGACAUAGUAAAAAGACUGAAUUUGGUACCAAGUGAUAUUACUCAAUGGGACAUCCAGUUUUUCCCCUUAAAUUUCCCUUUCAACUUUGCCAAAAGUUAUGACAUAGUCAAGCAGGCUAUAGAGCUGGAUUGUCUUUUUAGGCACUUCAAGUUAGACAAGGAAGACACAAACAAAGCAAGUCAUGCUAUUGUCAUCUCCUGGGAUGAAUUUCUUGUUCCCCGCAUCCAUAACAGUUUAAAAGCUGUCAUCUCUGAUUUUGACCCUACAUACAAACAGAAAUCAAUAACAGUGGAGCCUUUAUUAUUUUGUUUAAAUCAGAAUGAUGAUGACAACUCAGAAGUUGGUUAUCCGGACAUUAUGAAAAAGACACACUACUACCAGUUACCGCAGGAGAAGAAGCGGCCAGUGUAUAUUAGAAAUUUGGACUCCAUGACAACUUUUGAGGACAUUUUCAAUGCUACCACUACCAGCGGACAAGCUAUACCUACCAAUUUGCUUGCUGUACACAAAUAUACAGAAUGCAGAGACCCAAACAGCUACCAUCCGAGAGGUGUAGGAUUCAAUGAGACACAGAUGGAAGUGUUUCGGAACAAGUAUGAAGCAGCCAUGAUGAAGUUUGGACCGAGUUUGGUGAACAAUAAGAUUUACAGGCUCUACAGAUCAGGACAAAUUUGGGAGAAAACAUCUAAUGAGAAUGUUAGGGAUAUGCUGUAAAAAAAUUCUUUAACAAAUGUGUUUUGUAUUGGCAAAUAAUAUCUAAGCUUAUGUAAGAUGGGAUACCUGUAUGGACCUAAAGAAUAAGAUAAGUUAAAUAGGCAUUUAUUGAACAGCAAUAUAGUUGACACAGAGAAUGUUGAUAAAUGUUGUUGAUUAUUAUUGACUGAUAUUCAACACAGUUGACACAAUUUAUGAGAUAUGUGUUGAAUCAGCAAUUAACUUUCAAUGACUAAAAAACGUAAACAACUCAAUUACAAAUUUAAUGAAUGCUUUGCUAUUUUAGUGACUCGAAAAUUUGAAAAAUUUAUGUAUACAUAGAAUUAUUGUAUAUGUAUUAAGAAGUCAAUAGGUACCAGCACAUUCAUAAAGAAUAUCUGCAAUUCUACAGAUACAGUUUCCUGACCAAAGUAGUAUAACAAGUUUGUCAAGAAAUACAAUUAUCAAGGUCAAGGUGCUUAAAUAUGUAAAUUGUCCAAAAAUUAAACACAUUUUUAGCCUUUCACCCAUACCAAUAUGUUAUACCUUGAUUGUAUAGUCAAGGUUUAAAAUACUUACACGGACAAAGCGCUAAAAAUAUCUGAACACGACCUUAUGGCCUAGAUAAAGAUAGUUUAUUAUUCAAGUUGGCAUAUUACAAUGCGCUUAUGAACGUCAAAUAAAGCUACGCCGGCUUUAACCGUACACCUCUGCCUCGAGAAGAUUUUAAUCCCCCCUCAAUUGGAGGAGGGUAUCCCAAUAUGGGACCGGCAAUAAACUCGGCGGGAAACAUCUUUUCAAAACA